Molecule: messenger RNA, 571 nt
Organism: Orussus abietinus
Lineage: Eukaryota; Metazoa; Arthropoda; Insecta; Hymenoptera; Orussidae
Exons: 3
Coding region: 151-414 (87 amino acids)
Source: RefSeq, a predicted model, not a curated record
UCGUCCUGUUUCCGCCACCUCCUCUGUCCUCCACCCUCCUGCAGCGCUCCUUUUCUCGUCGAAGCCUUCUCAGCCGCCGUUGAGAUUUCGUCCUCGCCCGUGCGGCGGUAUCGAUGAUUUCCAUAUCGGGACACCGCGCUGCCUUCUAGUAUGAUACAAAGAAGGCCGACGAAGUUUAAGUUCCUGAAGUCAGGUUUGAAGUUCUUCGUCACCGUGGAGAUCGCAUUGUUUCUGGGCUCCUAUGCCCUCUGGCGCCGCAUAAACACCUCUCAAGAUUUUAGGCUGUAUAUGCAUGAGAACUAUCCAAGCAUCUUGAAUGGUUAUUAUUCCAUCGGAGAACUACUUGAGCCGGGUGACGAGAUGAGAGCAAUGGAUCUCAUGGCAUGGCAGCAGAAAAAGGAGAGCUCCAAAUGAUUCCAGCUACUUCAUGGCUUUUAUCUCCACUACGAACCUUGUGUCGAAUCAGAUCAGCACGAGCGCUCAAUCCCAGUGAAUGGAAGGAGGGUUCAAUUUGCUGAUAUAGAUUUCCCUUUUGCCGAAGGCAAAAUCGAUUUGGAAAUUUCUGAAACAC